AAUUCAGUGCGUGAAAAAAUUCUGCCGUUUCAUACGUGAGGUUAUGUUUUACAGUUUUUCAAAUUAUAAUAUACGUGUUUGCGCUAAUAUAUAAUAUAAUUUAAAAAAAAAAGUCUAGCAGGAAUAAUAAAGCGGCGUCGAAGGAUGAUCCUAAAGUAAUUCGAAGAUUGAAAAAAACCUCUUCGAUUUUCCAUUAACCAGCUUUCGUAAGGUACCUGUAACACAAGUUCUUUACGCGCUUAGCACGGGACCAGUUAACGUGGCGUGAUUUUUGAAUCUUCGAAAUGUGGACGGUCUGCAUCCCGGGAUGGAGCGCGGCGAUUGCGGCCGGCGCCAUACUUCUGUACGGCACCCUGGAUGUAGCGUAUUUUGCCCGGAUGAUGUACACCGUGGCUAAAGCGCGCUACUUCAAGAAGAAAUGUUGUAUACUAGACACCACUGAGGUCCAAUCUUGGUGUCUUCUCACUGAUAUCGAUACUCUGCUGUACCACAUGAAUAAUGCUCGUUAUCUCCGCGAAUUGGACUUCGCUCGAGCUGACUUCUACGAGCGGACCGGGCUCUAUGCGAACAUCAAAGCGGCUGGAGGCGCGGUCGUCCAGGGCGCCGCCACAAUAAGAUACAGGCGCUACUUGAAGCCCUUCACCAGGUUUACUAUAACGUCCAAGGCUGUCUACUGGGACGACAGGACCUUCUUCAUGGAGCACGAAUUCGUAGGUCCAGGCGGCUUCGUUCACGCCAUCGCCGUCUGCCGGCAAAGGGUCAUUGACACUUCUGCUUCUGCUAUAGCUGAGUUAUUGCUCCAACUGCACUGUGCUGGAUCUUGUAGGCCGGCUCCCGGGAAGAUACCUCCCGAGUUGGAGCUUUGGGUGCAGAGCAACGAGCUGAGUUCGGCCAAACUGCGGGCCGUCAAUGCCCCACUCCCAACCAUCCCUUCCCCGAGUAAUAUCGGAUGCGGUGAGGUUAUACCCACAGUGACAACUGAAUGAGGCUAUCUUACUCACUGCCGCGGUGAAAGUGAUCGAGCCAAAAAGCACGAGUGAGACGGCUAUAUGAUGUGCCCGCUCUGGCAGUGAAGUACAGUUCAGUUUAGACGCAGCACUCGAGACGUGCGGACGUAUAUGUCAUACGACUUAUGUAAUACGGUAUAGCUUGGCUAUCGAAGUUUGUGUGAUAAAGUAUUCCAUCACGUUAUUGUUAUCUACGAAAAUAUUAUUUGUUUAUUAUAAUUAAUUACUGUAAUAAUAAUACGUAUAUUGUUUUGUAUUAUGUAAAAUAUUGUUCCUGUCCUAUAUUAUGUAAAUGUAGACUCUCUGAUCAGAUAUUCUCAUAAAAUGAAUUUUGGUGAUAAUGCUUACUGUAUAUUCGCUUAAACGCGAUAGAUUGAUAAAAAACCAACGUAACUCUAUAAUAAUUAAUAAAUCUCAUUUAAGUCACUUCUUCAC
Messenger RNA from Bombyx mori (domestic silkworm), 1442 nucleotides. Its product is annotated as protein THEM6. Bases 285 to 986 code for a protein of 233 amino acids. The record is from RefSeq and is a predicted model, not a curated record. The transcript has 6 exons. NCBI's taxonomy places the organism in Eukaryota, Metazoa, Arthropoda, Insecta, Lepidoptera, Bombycidae.